AUGGCUCUUUCGACAAGACUAAUUCAAGAAACUAUUGAAAAAGCACUUAAGCCACAACAAGCUAUAUUUUGGCUCACAAAUGAUACAGCUUUAAUACGCUUUGUUAAUAAAGCAUUACGUGAACAAGAUAUAUACAUAUUAUUUGUAUUACGUUUUCUUCUUGUUGAUAUUCAUAAUAAAUUAAUUCAAUAUCAAGCAGAUUCAUUAAAUACAUUUCAUAUACAACCCAUGAUGAAAUCUCAAAUAGAAAGUAUUUUAGCUUAUUCAAGUCAAUUAUUGGUUUUUAGUGGAUUUUUAUUUGCAUCAACAAAUAAGCCUCGAAUAAUAUCUAAUAUGAACAAUAAUGAUCAAUUUGAAACAGUUUUGAUUGAUUUUAAAGCAAAAUAUCGUUCUGAUGUAGCACCUUUUGCUUUUCUUCGUGAUAUCAAUUCUAAUAUUAAUAAGCAAAUGAAUCAGGAUCAAGAAGUUAUUUUUAUGUGUGGUUUAAUAUUUCAAGUUGGUUCAUCAUUAUUUAAAAAUUGUAUAUGGACACUUGAACUAUCAUUAAGCAGUGAUGGUGAUGUGCAGUUAUUAUUGACAAUGGCACAACAAUUGAAACGAAGUCAUAAUUUAUGUACUAUUAGUGAUUUACUUAUUCAUUGUAAAAAAAACAGAUAA
Messenger RNA from Rotaria sp. Silwood1, 657 nucleotides. The record is from the annotation of a GenBank genome assembly. NCBI's taxonomy places the organism in Eukaryota, Metazoa, Rotifera, Eurotatoria, Philodinida, Philodinidae.